Neolamprologus brichardi is the source of this 1286-nucleotide messenger RNA. RefSeq names its product ribosomal protein S6 kinase related a (gene rskra). Gene Ontology annotation, biological process: protein phosphorylation. The record is from RefSeq and is a predicted model, not a curated record. Gene Ontology annotation, molecular function: protein serine/threonine kinase activity; ATP binding. Lineage: Eukaryota; Metazoa; Chordata; Actinopteri; Cichliformes; Cichlidae.
UCUGUCGGUUUCUGAGGAUGCGAUGGGCGGUGAGGUCAGUAAAAACCGAAAGAGCGAGGGGCCGGCUGCUCAGCGUCGAUUCAGCCACGGGUUCCUCUCGAACGUGGGGGUCUCCAUCGUUCAUAGACUCGGACACUCAGCUGUAUUUUCUCGCCCUGUGGGAGCAGACAGCAGGCAGCCCAUCAGACUCCUGUUGCCUCCAGAGGACGGCGCUGAGGCGUCCGGCGCAGACCGGACUCCUCCGGCUUUUAUCUCUGUCUUUCUGCCCGAGUUCCCACACCGUAGAUGUCCUGAUCAUUUCCAGAUCCUGGGCUUGAUCGCUAAAGGCUCAUUUGGACCCAUCCUAAAAGUCAAAGAUAUUUCCAAAGAGAAGAUCUAUGCAGUUAAGGUUCUGCCAAAGUCUGAGUUAUUGAAGCGCGGAGUCCUGGAGCAGUCAAAAGAGGAAGUCAUCGUUCAGCGGCAGGUCAAACACCCUUUUAUCCACAAUCUGCAGGACUGCUGGCAGACGCAGCGCCAUCUCUUCAUUAUGUGUGACUACUGCAGUACUGGUGACCUGCACACUUGUUGGUUGCUGAGGAGCCACUUUGGGGAGGAAGAGGUUCGGCUCAUUGCUGCAGAGCUGGGCAGCGCACUAGGAUUCCUACAUGACUUAGGAAUCAUGCACAGAGAUAUAAAAAUGGAGAACAUUCUGUUAAAUGAUCAAGGUCACCUUCGACUGUCUGAUUUCGGUCUGUCUCGCCGCCUGAAACGAGGAGGGCGAGCUUUCACAAUAUGUGGGACGAUCCAGUACAUGGCUCCUGAAAUCUUGAGCGGGGGUCCGUACAACCAUGCUGCUGACUGGUGGUCUCUUGGGAUUAUGCUGUUCUCACUGGCGACAGGAAAGUUUCCACUAACGGCAGAAAUAGACCACUGUCGCAUGCUGGCAAAGGUCAGAGAUUUUUCUUAUGCGGUGCCCGAGACGUUCAGCUCUGCUCUGAUCCUACUCCUCACUGAGCUUUUGUGCAAGAAUCCGAUGAACCGCCUUCGUAAUCUGGAGUGUUUCAAGAUGCAGACGUUCUUCCGUGGCACUUCAUUCGACCCUUACAUCCUCCAGAAGACACCGGUUGAAUUCAUCCUGGAGCUCAGGACGCACCCCGACUGGGCAGCCAAAUCCGCAAGAGGCUUUUCAUUGGAUUACUUUGAUAACUUUGACUGUGAUCAAAUUCUUCACUCCCCUGUGAGUCCCAGUGAAGUCAUAGGGUAGUCAAAGUCUCCUACUUUGGCCAGUGUGGACCUAAAAUUGGCUG